AGUUGUGAUAAAGAUGCAAUGAAAAUACUAUCGUUGCAAAGGCCUACAAUUUAUAAACUUAAAAAUUUGCUAAAAUUAAAACAGUGUUUAAAUCAGUUAAAGAAAAUAUGGAAAAUUCAAAAUCAGAGAAAAAACCGCUUGAGGAAAAAAAAUGCAUCAUUUGGAACAACAGGACAUUGUUAGAACGUUACCUUAUUUUGGUAUCUCUUGUCAUUUUUAUUUCUUUUCUUGUCAUGGUUGGUGUUUUAUUACAUUUUCAAAAUAAAUCUCAAAAACCAAAGAAAGAAGUUUGCUUAAAUAACAUAUGCAAAUUUUCAGCUGGUUCCAUUCUAAAGAAUAUGGACUUCACCGUCGAUCCAUGCGACAAUUUUUAUGAAUUUUCAUGCGGAUCUUAUCUGAAAUACGAAAAUAUUUACGACGAAAAAAUUCGUAGAAUUACAAAUUUAGAAAAUUAUAUCCUUUAUUUAAAAAAAGAACAGCUGGAAAAACCGGAAAAGUUUAAUGAACCAGAAUUCGUCAAAAAACUAAAGAAAUAUUAUCAAUCGUGUUUAAAUAAACCUAACGAUAUGAAACAGAUUAUUCAUGGAAUUUUAAGUGCAGCUAACUUGGAUGGUUGGCCACUUUCUGAAAACGAUAAUUCAAAAUUAACAAUAGAAGAAGUUAUAGCACUAGCACAUGCUUACGAUACUCCUGGAUAUUUGUUUGGACUAUAUAGGGAUCAGAACAGCUCUUACAUAACUAUACGCCGUGGAUCUGAUUUAGUUAAGACAACUAUGUUAUUGAAUACGACUGAAGAAAAGUGGAUUAAGUUAAAAAAGAAAUAUAUAAAUUUGAUAGACUACGUACUUUCUGAAUUAGAUUGGUCAACAGAAAAUAAGAACCAGCAUAUUGAUGAAAUAAUCGACUUUCAAACAUCUUUAGCAAAAAUUCUAGAUAAAGAUUAUAAUGAUAAUUCAACAAAUACAACUAUAUCAGAAUUACAUUCGAACUGCUCACAGAUUGAUUGGAAAAAUCUGUUUAUGUUUUUAUUUGAAUAUCUUCAACAUUCUGAAAAAUAUGAUGAUGAAAUUCCUUUAGAAGUAAACAGCAUGGACUUUCUGACUGAUCUAUGUGAACUUGUUGGAAACACUAAAAAUAAAAGAAUAAUUUAUAAUUACCAAGUAUGGAAUAUUAUUGUUCGUUAUUUACCUCGCAUUCACAACGGUUUUAGACAACUUGCGGUCGAUACAAAAGAAUCAUUGUAUUUGUACGACAAAAUUUAUCGUUCAUUUUCGGAUAUGAAUAAACUGAAAUGGAAAACUUGCAUUCAAGAUAUGGACACGUAUACUGAAUUAGGAUUAGAUUACAUAAUGUUAAAAUCCAUGAAUCGAAAAGACGACAUUAAUGAGGUGAAAAGUUAUUCCAAACAAAUACGUGAAACACUGGAUGAAAUUUUUUCGGAAGAAGACUGGUUCGAUAGCUACAGCAAAAAUCUCACCAGAAUUAAAUUGAAGAAAAUCGGACAGCAUAUAGGAUACGAAAAUGGUUCUCUUAAUGCAGAAUUUUUAAAUACGAUGUUUAAUAAUAUCAAUAUCACAGAUAAUUAUAUUCAAAAUAUCUUAGCUGUGAAAAAGGAAAUGACGUCCAAUGAAAUGUUUGAUGAAAGUGUUCUUUUUUAUUUUCGGGAAAAAAUAAAAAUAGCCCCAAUGGAGGUUGGUGCAAGUUUAGGCUAUGAUGGAGUGGAAAUAACAAUACAAAUACCGUUAGCAUUGAUGUAUCCUCCUUUCUAUGCUUAUGGAUUACCUCAAUACCUUAAUUUUGGAGGAAUAGCUGUUGUUAUUGGUCAUGAAUAUUCACAUGCAUUCGAUCAUUUGGAUAUGUCAGCAGGUAAGAUUUACAGUACUUUAAAGGAAUCUUUAAAUUUUCAGAUUAACGGAAAUCGAACAAUUUGGGAUAACUUGUCAGAUAACAGUGGAGUCACUGUUGCUUUCCGGGCUUACGAAAAAUAUCUUAAACGCCACGGAGAAGAACCUCAUCUUCCUGGUCUCGACUUUACAAAUAAACAAAUGUUUUUCAUCGGAUUUGCUCAGCUUUGGUGUGAGGCAAUCGAAUCCAUGAAAAAAACUUUCGAACGUGAUCAGCAUAGUCCCGGAAAAUACCGAGUGCUGGUUCCUUUAAUGAAUUCUCCAGACUUUGCUGAAGUUUUCAACUGUCCUUUGAAAAGUUAUAUGAAUCCCGAGAAUAAAUGUCGAUUAUGGGGAUGAAAUGUAUUUAUUGUACAGUUCGUCAAAAUUCGGAAAACGAAUAAAAUAG
Molecule: messenger RNA, 2292 nt
Organism: Centruroides sculpturatus (bark scorpion)
Lineage: Eukaryota; Metazoa; Arthropoda; Arachnida; Scorpiones; Buthidae
Product: neprilysin-2-like
Exons: 20
Coding region: 108-2243 (711 amino acids)
Biological process (GO): protein processing
Cellular component (GO): plasma membrane
Molecular function (GO): metalloendopeptidase activity
Source: RefSeq, a predicted model, not a curated record